CAAAACUUGGAACGAGUUAUACCAGAGGGAUUUAAAGCUGGCUGUUACUCACCCUCCUAGCAAUUAUUUCCAACAGAUGAUCUUGUGGACCGAACAGGGGAAAAUAUGGAAAUUUCCCAUUGAUAACGAACAAGGGCUUGAUGAGGAAAAGAAAGUUUACUUUACCGAGCACGUGUUUCUUGAGAAGUAUUUAGAGCCUUGGUGUCCUCAAAAGGGGCCCUUGAGGCAUUUCAUGGAGUUGGUCUGUGUCGGACUUUCGAAAAAUCCAUACUUGACAGUUGACGCCAAACGGGAACAUAUCGAGUGGUUCAAAAACUAUUUUGAAGAGAAGAAACAAUUAUUGAAAGAAGUUGGGGCACUACAAGACAGAGAGUUGGCCCAAACACUUAAAUCUGGAUGUGGAGUGAAAGGGGGCAAUGGUCUGACCCCAUAACAUCACUAUGUAUUAUGUUAUCGCAAACGUUGUCCACAAAUCUUUGGGAGACUAAGAAAUAAUCCAAGCGCCUGAAAAAUUUAAUAUUAAAACUAGAUAUCGCACAGUA
Molecule: messenger RNA, 542 nt
Organism: Tribolium castaneum (red flour beetle)
Lineage: Eukaryota; Metazoa; Arthropoda; Insecta; Coleoptera; Tenebrionidae
Product: small ribosomal subunit protein mS31-like
Exons: 2
Coding region: 77-433 (118 amino acids)
Cellular component (GO): mitochondrial small ribosomal subunit
Molecular function (GO): structural constituent of ribosome
Source: RefSeq, a predicted model, not a curated record